GACUCAAUCUAAAUCCCCACGGAUUCCGGUCUUUCCAAUCAUUCUUAUCCAAUUUUAGAAUCAACGGGAAAAAGCAAAAUGGUUUCAAUACGAAUUCAUCUUCAAAGAACACACCAGUAAACGGUUCUCAAUCAGAUAGUGGUGUAUUUACUUUGGGUGGAAAUAAUAACUCUUCUUCGGCUAUUGCUUCUGCUGUUAUUGCAUUGAAUGGGGGGGGUUAAUAGUAAAUCUUGUGAACGUGAUGUGGUUGAUUCCAACGACCCCACUGAAUGGAAGGAACAACAACAAGGGGAACAUCAACAACAACAACAUUCCUUUGACGACCCUUCAGCUUCCCAACACCAAUUAUCCCCUAACCAAAUAGAGCCUUCUUUUGACGAAUAUUCCAAUGAUCCUUUCCUUCUACAAGAAUUUACAAAUGCAAAUUCUUUAGGAGGAAUAGUUUGUGUAGAAAAUAGUUUACAUCAAAACAGUUCUGCUGAGAGUACCCCUGGGGGUAUUAGACAAUUUGGACAACAAAGGCCUUUAAAUCCUUACUCGAAGUUUUUUAAUGAAUUUUCAUCUGCAUUUUUGGGAGGGAAUGCAAAAUCAUCAAUAAUGAGGAGAAGUAAUGGAUUAGAUACAAGUCUAGAUAGAAAACAAAUAAAUAAUGAAGGGUAUAAUCAACAACAACAACAGCUCCAACAAAACGAAUUGAAUAACCCUUCAAGUAGUAAUGAACAAUUAUUGCAGAGUAACAAUGGAAGUUGUUCUUCGAAUAAUUCGAGUAUAUCCCCAUAUGGAAAUAAUAAUGGAAGGGAUUUGACAACAAAAAUAAAUAAUUCUAAUAAUAAUGGAGGAGUAGGAGGAAGGGCAAGUGGGAGAGUAAUGAGAGAAAUUAUUGUUUAAAUUUUGUGUUAUUAAUUUUUUGUUAAGAGAGAAAUUGAAGAUCAUCUUAGGGUAAUUUAAAAAGGAUACAAGAGAUGGGAUACAGGAAAUCGGAGGGUUCA
This is a messenger RNA of Meloidogyne enterolobii, 989 nucleotides long. The record is from the annotation of a GenBank genome assembly. NCBI's taxonomy places the organism in Eukaryota, Metazoa, Nematoda, Chromadorea, Rhabditida, Meloidogynidae.